This is a messenger RNA of Aedes aegypti (yellow fever mosquito), 2220 nucleotides long. RefSeq names its product hexamerin-1.1. The transcript has 3 exons. The record is from RefSeq and is a predicted model, not a curated record. The coding region runs from base 51 to 2129 and encodes 692 amino acids. NCBI's taxonomy places the organism in Eukaryota, Metazoa, Arthropoda, Insecta, Diptera, Culicidae.
UUCUAUCAGAAGGACAUGCUCACAGUUGAGCUCGAUCAGGAGAGAACAAGAUGAGACUGACGGUUGCAGCGAUUGCACUGUGCCUGGUCGCACUGACCAGCGCAGCUUACGUUCCUGUAGAAAAAUCGGUAACAGGAUUUAAAUAUGCUAACAAGGAGUUUCUGGUGAAACAGAAGUUCUUCUUCGAAGUGUUCCGCAAUAUCCAUCUACCUCUCACGUUCGAGGAAUAUAUGCCAUAUACUAAGACAUGGGUGUUUAAUGAAACCAAAUACACGAAUUACAAGGAGGUUGUCGAGUUUUUCGAAUACUAUAAGCUAGGUUUCCUGCCAAAGGGCGAAAUUUUCACCAUCUACAACGAGGAUUACAUGAAACAAACCUAUCUUUUGUUCAACUUCUUCUAUAACGCCGCUGAUUGGGAAACUUUCUACAAGAACGUUAUCUGGGCACGUGAAAAUAUCAACGAAGGCAUGUUCAUCUACGCUUUGACUAUGGCCACCUUCCAUCGUCCAGACCUCAAGGGCAUCGUAUUGCCUGCAAUUUACGAAAUCUAUCCAUAUUAUUUCUUCAAUACCGACAUGGUCCACAAGGCAAUGUACAAGAAAUUAUAUGAACCUAAGUUCGGAUUCGUGAGCAAUGGCAAAUACAAUGUAGUGUACUCCAACUUUACCGCCACCUAUCCGAUUGACUAUUUCGGAGAAGAUAAACUGAGCUACUUCACGGAAGAUAUUGGUCUCAACUCUUACUACUACUACUUCAUGAUGGACUAUCCAUUCUUCGUGGGAGAAAGCAAAUUCAACUUGUUCAAGGAUCGCCGUGGAGAGCUGUAUUUGUACAUGUACCAACAACUCAUCGCCCGUUACUAUCUGGAACGUCAAGCCAACUUCUUGGGACCAAUCGAAGAAUUCAGCUGGGAUCAACCAAUCAAAACCGGAUAUUCGCCAAAACUUAGCUACUGGAAUGGACUGCCUUUCUACGGACGCAACGAUUACUAUUCGCUCCCUAAAGAUCAGUACUACAAGUUAGACAAGCUUAAGGACUAUGAAGCCAGAAUUAGACAAGUGAUUGACCAAGGAUACAUGUAUCUGGAUGAUGGAACUAAGAUUGAUUUCCGUAAGCCAGAAUCGAUCGACUAUCUUGGAAAUUUGGUAAGCGCCAAUCCAGACAGCUACGAUACGGAUUACUACAAGUACAUCGAGUUCUUUGCCCGUCUUAUGUACAGUGGAUCGGAUUACUUCUACAGUGGUUCAAAGGUGUGGCCAAGCGCACUGAUGCAUUUCGAAACAUCGAUGCGUGAUCCGUUCUUCUAUCAACUGUAUUACAGAAUUCUGAGCUACUACUGGCAAUUCAAGAGCUACUUGCCAUACUACACUUUUGAUGAGCUGAACUUCAAGGGAGUAGAAAUCAAGAAUGUAGCGUUUGACAAACUGAUGACCUAUUUCGAGUACUUCGAUGCUGACAUCAGUAACGCUAUUCCAAUGGGCUUCUCGUCGGACAAGUUCUUCGACUUCUCUAUUUUCGCUCGUCAGAAGCGAAUCAACCAUAAGCCAUUCACAUACACCAUGGACAUCUUCUCCGAAUUUGCUGGCAAAGGUGUGGUCCGCAUGUACAUGGGACCGAAAUUCUACGACUUCAAGCAACUGGAGUACCUGAAGAAAUACUUCUUAGAAGUUGAUCAAUACGUGUAUGACUUCGUCGUUGGUAAAAAUACCAUUGUUCGUAACUCUCGUGAUUACUACUGGAGCGUCCGCGACCGAACCACUUACAGUGACUUGUACAAGAAAGUCAUGAUGGCAUGCAAGGGACAAGACAAAUUCGUUCUAGAUAUGUCUGAGGCUCACUGUGGAUUCCCAGAUCGUCUGCUCCUACCAAAGGGUCUUCCUAGCGGAUUUGAAAUGACCUUCUACUUCAUUGUCACACCAUACUACGCUCCUAAGGUAGAACAAUUCUCCACCUAUGACUACUCGUACAGUUGCGGAGUUGGAUCUGGUUCGAAAUACAUCGAUGAUUUGCCAUUUGGAUUCCCCUUCGACCGCGAGAUCAACUUCACCUACUUCUUCACCAAGAACAUGUACUUCAAGGAUGUGCUGGUCUAUCACACUGACGAUAUGAAGCUAAAUCAGUCAUUCUAGAGUGCCACCAAAAGAUGAUAUAAACCAUGCAAACAUAUUUAUGACGCUAUGAUAAGUGAACUGAAUAAACCAAAUGGAUUUAUUUAAAAAA